AUGUUCUCGCGACAGGCAGUGCUCCGCGCCGCGCGGUCCGCCGCCCCCCAGCGCGCCAUCCAGGCCCAAGCCCGCACCUACGCUGCCGCUGCCUCCAACGAGAAGGUCAAGGCUCCCGUCUCCCUCUUCGGCCUCGACGGCACCUAUGCUACUGCUCUGUACACUGCCGCCGUCAAGACCUCCUCCCUCGAGCCCACCGCCAAAGGCGUGACUUCCCUCGCCAACCUCCUCGCGAAGGACCCCAAGCUCGUCGGCAUCCUCGAGGCCCCUACCCUCUCUGCCGCCGACAAGUCGGCCGUUGUUUCCGAGCUCACGAAGAGCGCUGGCGUCUCUGGCGAGACUGUCAAGAAUCUUUUGGCUGCUCUUGCUGAGAACAACCGCUUGGGCUUGCUGCCUGGUGUGUGCGCCAAGUUUGGCGAGCUGAUGAGCGCUGCUCGUGGUGAGGUUGAGAUGGUUGUUACCUCUGCUCAGCCCCUCGAUAACAAGACCCUCAACCGCCUUGAGUCUGCCGUCUCCAAGUCCUCGUAUGUUGGUGAGGGCAAGAAGCUCAAGGUCAACCCCGACAUCAUCGGCGGUCUCAUCGUCGAGGUCGGCGAGAGAACAAUCGACUUGUCCGUCUCCGCCAAGCUGGCUAAGAUGAACAAGCUCCUUACUGACACCUUGUAAAUUAUUUACUACUACUACUACUACUACCUCUUUUUUAACAAGACCGUCAUGAGCCGCUCAGCCCUUUGCUUUUUUUCGCUCCUUUGUAUAGUGUGCAGAAAAGGGGAUUGUGAUGGGGAUAGGGUAUGAGAGUGAAAGGGGACCGGUCAAGUUUCGACACAUCAAAGGCUCGCGGUCAUUUGUCUGGAUCUUUCGAGAGAAAGGAAGGACGUCCCCCUGUGCAUAUGAGCCGAAAAUAGACGCAUUGCUACAAGUUGGAUAUCUACC
Molecule: messenger RNA, 933 nt
Organism: Podospora pseudopauciseta
Lineage: Eukaryota; Fungi; Ascomycota; Sordariomycetes; Sordariales; Podosporaceae
Gene: ATP5
Product: ATP synthase F0 subcomplex subunit OSCP atp5
Exons: 4
Coding region: 1-666 (221 amino acids)
Biological process (GO): proton motive force-driven mitochondrial ATP synthesis
Molecular function (GO): proton-transporting ATP synthase activity, rotational mechanism
Source: RefSeq, a predicted model, not a curated record